Messenger RNA from Opisthocomus hoazin, 359 nucleotides. NCBI's taxonomy places the organism in Eukaryota, Metazoa, Chordata, Aves, Opisthocomiformes, Opisthocomidae. The record is from RefSeq and is a predicted model, not a curated record.
UGAAGGUCAUCAUGAUCGAGCCAGGCUUCUUCAAGACGGCGAUCACCAGCGUCGAGAGCCUGGAGAAGAACAUCCUUUCCCUCUGGGAGAAGGUCCCAGAGGAAACCAAAGCGAGUUACGGGGAGAGUUACUUGCAGGAGUUUUUGAUGGAGCUCAGGAGGGUUCAGGAGCGAUGCAACUCCAACCUGAAGCUGGUCACAGACUGCAUGGAGCACGCGCUGACCAGCCGCUACCCCCGCAGCCGCUACUCAGUGGGCUGGGACGCCAAGCUGAUCUACAUCCCCCUCAGCUACCUUCCCUCAGCCCUCACAGACGCCAUAUUCACCCGAUUCCACCCCAAACCUGCCCAGAAAGCCUAG